Molecule: messenger RNA, 2401 nt
Organism: Amoebophrya sp. A120
Lineage: Eukaryota; Dinophyceae; Syndiniales; Amoebophryaceae
Source: the annotation of a GenBank genome assembly
CGCGGAGGGCCAGGAGAAAUCCCAGUGGCCAAUCGUGCUGCACUACUGGGACCAGGUCGUUCAGGGGCAAGACGAGCAACAGGCUGGAGACCCGGUUGUUGAGCACGACCGUGAGGGUCUUCCUAAGCGCAAGCUCCACGGUGAUUAUUUGCAGACUAGACCUCCAGCACGCAGUGGUGGGUUUCUGUUCUCCCGCGGAGACGAAGAACACGUCGAAGGGCGGCAGGAGAAGGAUGGUAAAGUAGACCGCAGAAUCUGCGGCCGAAGCUUCGUCUCAGAAGGCGGUAAAAUGCCAAAAGAAAAACACGACGUGGUUUCCGGGCCGCCGCAGCAGCAAGAGGCUCCUGGCCUCCACUUUUUUCCUCUCGACGUGGCCGACGCGUGCCAACCCAUCGCACAGGCGUGCUACUGCCAAACCAGCCUUUGCCCGCGGUACGUGUGCUACGAUGGAAUCACGAUGGAAGCUGUCGAUGAGUUGCUUUCUUUGUUCUUGAAGGGAGACCACGACCGAUCUGCAACCCAGAGCACCCGGCGCACGGCAGGUGGAAGUAGACCUAGACGCAUGCUAGAACAGAAUCUAGAAAUACUUACACCAGCGGAGCGCAAGCAGCUCUGGAAUCACGUGAAGAGCUAUGUCGAAAGUGCUUCCUACGAGCUCCACGAUGUUCGUGCGCAAAUUGUGAAUAUCGUUGCAAGUGGGAGUGCAAGUGCGGGAGCGCGCCCGCACGACAGCAGCACUUCGGGUGUUGGUCUACGACGAAAAGACGGGCCGCGCGGGAAAAGAUCCGCGACCAGCGCGGCCCCGGGGCCCGAGCAGGCUCGCACACAACAGCAUGAGAGUUUUAGUGCCCGGGUGCCCCCUGUAGUGGACAUGCGCCUCCACACAGCACUGGACAUCGUGCGGGCCCGCGACGGGCUGGAACACGCAUUGGGGAUUUUUUUCGAGGAAUUGUUCGAGAUUUCUUCCGCAAGAACCCCGAAGAGCUGCACCUACACGAGUUCACGUGGUUCGGCCACUUUCAAGCCGAAGAAACUCGGAGGUUACAACGGCCGAAGACACCGCAAGUGUAGAGGGAACUAUCCUCGUCGUGCCAUGAACUAUUCGUCUCCGUCGCAAGAGAGACGUCUCGCCACCACGGAGCUCGAACUGAUGAAACGACAAGACCCAGAAUUUGAAACCGUCUGUAAAUCUGGCGCCGGCACCAGCACGCCUGCUGAGGAAAAAAGUCUUGCCCAAGUGAUCAAACGCCAAAAGAAACGGCGACGAAGGCAUUUUCAGAAGACCGGUGAGCAUAUCAGCGGACACUUUUUAGACCGCGAAUAUAGAAGGAGCAAACAUAAAAAAACCACGAGUAUCGGGGCCGUGGUCGCCUCUAGUUCAUCAACAUCAACAGAUUCCGCACGACUACAGGGUGAUUUGUUGCAAAAGCCGUCCUCUGGACCGGAACACGGGCGGCGACCGACAGAAGAUGACGGAGGGUCCGAUUCGGGCGAAGGAGAUGAACUUGCAUCAAGUUCAUCCUCAUCAUCCAACGAAGAGAACGAUGUGGAGGACGCGACGCGCAGCCCUCUGAUGUCAUCCGGCCCGCCAAUCACUGUGGAGGCGCUGCUAUCCCAGCCAGAAUCGGCAUCACUAGCACCAUCAAUAUGUUGUUAUUUGUCAUGCGCAGUACAAGUGGUUCACGCAGCAUUUUUUUGAUGAAUUCCAACGUACAUUAUAUUAUGCUGUACUUCAUUGCGUGAACGGCAACGCACCUUUGCAAAGGACAAGAGUGGGAGGUCAUGUUGGUGAUGUGAAUUAUCAUACUUGCUCCUCCGGUUUUACGGUAGGCUGAAGGAGACCGCUAUGUGGCACCAGCAUACGGCCCGACGUGUGGUUCCCUGCUGCAACCCAGGCGUUCUGGAAGCGCUCGGCUACUCCGAAGAGGACAUUAGGCUUGUGCGAGAUCGGGCUGGUCAGCCUGCAGGUCGAAAUACGGAGAGCAGCGGAUCCUCGUCCGGCGGAGAGGAAAGUGAGACGCACCCAGAUUACCAGCCUUCAGAAGCCACUCCGUUCCUAGGCACUGGAACUGCUGGUGAUCGAUGUUCUUGGGGGAAGUGCACGAAGUUUGAGCCGCGCUACUCGUUUCGCGGUGGACAAAGUCGCGCCAUGCCUUCGGGAAUGGUGCCUCCACCCGUGUUUGCGCACGUGCGACUGCGCCCUAACCACGCUUGUCUACUUGUAUUGCGGCCCCUUUAUUUGUGCCAGUACUUGCGUCCGACCCGACACCGCGGCCGAUUUUUUUUCAGUAGCGGAUGCGAAAUGUUGCUGCUGUCUCGCCGGCCCGGUAAGCUCUUCCUGGGCCCUCUGUACCAGCGACGCCGGCGGGGAGCCAAGGGCCCCGGGCUGCUGCAGGUGUAG